Trichomonas vaginalis G3 is the source of this 1167-nucleotide messenger RNA. RefSeq lists its product as uncharacterized. NCBI's taxonomy places the organism in Eukaryota, Parabasalia, Trichomonadida, Trichomonadidae. The transcript has a single exon. The record is from RefSeq and is a predicted model, not a curated record. Bases 1 to 1167 code for a protein of 388 amino acids.
AUGCUACAAAUUGGUGGCAACGAAAAUUUAUUUAGAAGUGCAUCUUGCGACGAACAAGGAGAAACACUUGAAAAUAUGCAAAAAUUGUUAUUAAAUUUCAUAGGAAAAGUAUUUUGCGGACCAAAAUGGAAGCAAUGGAUUAGAACUGCUGAUUGCUCCACAAUUAUUUCAUUAUUACACCAUCUUGGAUUUGAUCCUGAUAACGAAAAUUUUGAUGUUGAGAAAUCUUCACGCGACUGUCUUAUUGCCAUCGGAUUUUUGAUUUGGAAAACAGAUCUAUUUGGCAAACUCUAUGCUCCUCUUUUACCACCAAAAGAUUCCUAUACUCCUCCAUAUGGAACUAUUACUGAUGAGAUUUCAAUUCCUGAAGCUGAACAAAAAGAAAUGCCAGAUCAAAUUGAUGACCUUAUUAAAAAAUUAAAUAGACAAAUCAGUAGAAUCACACGUAAAUUACAAAUUUUGUCCGAUAUUGAAUAUGAUUGCGACUUUUACAGAUCAUUAGUAAUGGAAUUAGAUAAAGAAUCCACUGUUUAUGAGCUGAGCUUAAAAUCCAAUCCAGAGCUUCUUGAAAAGCAUCUUAAUUCAUUGAAGACAGCUAACCAAUACUCAGAGGAAGUCGAAAAAAUUGCAAUAAAUGAAGCUACAUUUUAUAAAUUUCUUUCGAAAGUAAUUUCAACUAAAGCAGCAGAACUGGCAAAAGAAAAUCCUGAUAUCAUGCAAAUGGACUUCUUCCCAGAUAUGACUACAUCUCCAGCUAGACGUGUCAAUAGCCAAGCCAAAUCUAUCGAAGAAAAAUUCAAAAAUAUUGAUAAUAUUAUGGGAUUGCUUGAUAAGAAGUACUCAAACACACUAAUAUCCUUACAAGAAAAUGACAAGAAAGAGAUUACUAUUGAUGUUGAUGAACUCUCAAGGAAAUUACAAAAUUUAGAGAAAAUGAAAAGAACAAAGAAACUAGAAAAGAGGUCAAACAUCAUCCCUGACUUCAAUUUUACAUCAUUCUCCGAACAGAAGCUUCAUGACAUUGUUAGACAAUACGAUUCUGAUUGCGCUAAACUAGAGUUCAAUAGUAUAGCUGAUAUUAAUUCAAAGAUUGAAUCCACAUGCCAAAAAUUUGACUUGAAAUAUGUUGGAUUGCAUUUGCAAGAUGAAAAUCUAUCGUUUUUAUAA